This is a messenger RNA of Patiria miniata (bat star), 932 nucleotides long. It is a transcript of the gene adat2, whose product is annotated as tRNA-specific adenosine deaminase 2-like. Gene Ontology annotation, molecular function: tRNA-specific adenosine-34 deaminase activity; zinc ion binding. Gene Ontology annotation, biological process: tRNA wobble adenosine to inosine editing. Bases 35 to 613 code for a protein of 192 amino acids. Gene Ontology annotation, cellular component: cytoplasm; nucleus. The transcript has a single exon. The record is from RefSeq and is a predicted model, not a curated record. NCBI's taxonomy places the organism in Eukaryota, Metazoa, Echinodermata, Asteroidea, Valvatida, Asterinidae.
AUAUCUAAGUAUUCUGGAAGUUUGGGUGAAAAUCAUGGCGGAAUCAGAAAUUUCGGAGCAGCAUUUAAGAUGGAUGAAUGAGGCAAUGGACUAUGCAGUGGCUGCUUUAGACCGCGGAGAGGUUCCUGUAGGUUGUUUGCUUGUGUACAGAGACGAGGUCAUCGCCACGGGCAACAACCGGGUCAACGAGACCAAGAACGCCACCAGGCACGCCGAGCUGAUCGCCAUAGAGGGCGCUAUUCGCUGGUGCGAGGACAGGGGCACCAGGACGGAGGAAGUGUUUCGCGAUACCACACUGUACGUGACCGUGGAGCCUUGCAUAAUGUGCGCUGGCGCCCUGCGGGCCGUUGGUAUCCCUUCGGUUGUGUACGGCUGCGCUAAUGAGCGCUUUGGAGGCUGUGGUUCGGUUCUGAGCGUCCACUCUGACGACAUCCCAUCCAUGGGGAAAACGUUCAAAUGCGUGCCGGGAGUUUUCAAGGACCGAGCGGUUCAGCUCUUGAAGGAGUUCUACAGGGGGCAGAACCCAAAUGCACCAGUUCCUAAAAUCAAGCCGCAACAAAAGAACAAAGACGAUAAGAUUAUAGAUUCAGAUUCCAGAACAGAUGCUAAAUAGGCAGUAGCCUACCGAAGUUGAAACUAUUCAAAUUGAUAGUAGACUUUUUCAUUAUGCAUUCAGCAUACGGUUUGAAAAUCUUGGUUGAGGCAAUACUAGGACAGACAAUCUGUGUAAACAAAUAAAGGUUUGACAGAAUUAAAAUUUUGAAAGUAUGAAUGAUUGGGUUUUUUUUCGCAGAAACAUUGUAGCGUGUUUCUUAAAAGUAAAUAACAGGAUCAUGGAUGUUGCUUUUCAAGGUCGUGUCAAGUGAAACUGGUUGAAUAUAUUUUUGAUGAAUAAAAAAUGUGACUGACAAGAGUAGUUGUUUUGAAUUUGA